This is a messenger RNA of Phanerochaete carnosa HHB-10118-sp, 2076 nucleotides long. RefSeq lists its product as uncharacterized. Gene Ontology annotation, biological process: beta-D-galactose catabolic process via UDP-galactose, Leloir pathway. The record is from RefSeq and is a predicted model, not a curated record. Bases 134 to 1300 code for a protein of 388 amino acids. Gene Ontology annotation, cellular component: cytoplasm. The transcript has 5 exons. Gene Ontology annotation, molecular function: UDP-glucose:hexose-1-phosphate uridylyltransferase activity; zinc ion binding. Lineage: Eukaryota; Fungi; Basidiomycota; Agaricomycetes; Polyporales; Phanerochaetaceae.
CUUCCUGCAACAAUAUAUCACCAUGUGAAGCCCGUCCUACAUUCCACUCUCCCCCGGGCCGUCGCACACAGCUCUCUCAACAACCACCGCCGUCUGCUCGAGAGCUCUCGAGAACAUAGGAGUCAUAGCUGAGAUGGAUUUCGACCCGACCUCGCAUCCCCAUCGCAGGUUCAAUCCACUCACUGGUGAACACGUCCUCGUCUCGCCGCACCGCAUGAAGCGGCCCUGGCAAGGCCAAACUGAGCUCCCGCAGCCUUCGAACCUCCCACAGUACGACCCGAAGUGCUACCUUUGCCCGGGCAACACACGUGCCAACGGCGACCGUAACGAGCAGUAUGCGCAAACGUUCAUCUUUCAGAAUGACUAUGCCGCGGUGCUGCCUCCGCCCGGCCCUGCUGCCCCGCCCGCGCCGCAUCCGCUGCUCAGCACCGACCCCGUCCAGGGCGCGUGCGACGUCCUCUGCUUCCAUCCUCGCCAUGACCUCACGCUUGCUCAACUGUCAGUCAAGGAUAUCGAGCUAGUGAUCAAAGAGUGGUGCAGGAUCUACCAGAGACGCGGAAUGCAGGAGGGGAUCGAGUAUGUGCAAAUUUUUGAGAACAAGGGAGCCAUGAUGGGCUGCUCUAAUCCCCACCCACACGGGCAAACUUGGUCGCUAUCGUUUGUCCCCACUUUGCCUGCGAAGGAGUUGGCAAACAUGAAGCAGUACGCUGCCUCGAACGAACCCACUUCUGAUGCACCGAAAGGACCCGGCGGCCGUCCUUGUUUGCUUUGCGAGUACGCUCAUUAUGAAACUGGCCUUGCGCAGGAGGAAGGCCGAGUGGUGUAUAAGAAUGAGCAUUGGGUUGGGUUGGUGCCGUGGUGGGCUGUCUGGCCAUUUGAGAUUCUUAUGCUGCCGUACAAGCGGCACAUACCGUCUAUUCUCGAGCUUACUACCGAAGAGAAGACAGCAUGGGCGGACUGCCUGUCGAACAUCACGAAACGCUACGACAACCUCUUCCGGUGUUCGUUUGCCUACUCGAUGGGCAUUCACCAGCGCCCGUUGCUGCUCAAACCUGGACAAUCUGCGGUCGAAGAGAAUGUGGCGCACCUGCACUUACACUUCGCGCCCCCGCUGCUCCGGAGCGCAAGCAUCAGGAAGUUUCUUGUCGGCUUUGAAUUGAUGGCUGAACCACAGCGCGACCUGACCGCGGAGCAGGCUGCGAAGCGUCUUCGCGACCUGCCAUACGUGCACUACCUCGACGCUGAAGUACAAGCAAAGGAGGUGCCGACUGCACUGGGGACUGAUGGCACCAACAGCUAAGCAGCGUGCCUUUCGUAGUAAAGUAUCUCAAGUUCCCAGCUGCAUGUACAAAUUCGUUUCAAGGCUUGCUUAGAGGGCGACCACAUUAUAGAAUGUGCUAUUUUCACCACGAGCGCUGUGGCGAGACUAAAACAGAAAUAUCAUAUUCGCAUCACUCAGAUCGAAACCUCUUAGCUCAGGCCUCAGGACUUGUCCCUGGUCUUUCUACUUUUUCUAAUUCUAUUUACAAGUUUGCGAUUCUAAACGUAUCUCCCUGCGACCCGCGCCCUCGACUUCUUGAAAACAUACCCGUAUUGUAAACACACCCGAGCAUACUUAUCCGGCUGACUCCACCUCGCACCUACAAUGAUGCCCCGCCUACCACCACUACCAAUCCGUGGACGGCGAUGACCUCUUCCUUCAGUGUCUUUUCCCGACGUGCUCUAGACACCCUCAGGAGGUCCAUGCUUGUUUUUGCGAACAAACGUGCACUCGCCCGGCUCUUCUCAACGUUUCUGUGCUGCGUCGUCGUCGUCGUCAUACGCCCAUUUUCGCGCCUUGGAGGCAGCUAUGCCUUCCUCAUUCUAGCCCUCAAAGAGCUCGUGUUCUCUGUACAAGACAGUCUUGCCCAGCAGCUUGAGCUAACGAUGCUCAACAUCCUCGGCGCUUUGCUCGGUAUCGCGAUGUCUACGCUUGGUAGAUUUAUUGCCGCACGGUAUCCUGUAGAGUCUGCAAGCUCUAGAGCGACCUGCGCCACUUUCCUUGUCCUAAUUAGCUUCUUCGGUGAGCAGUCUACA